GGCGGCGGCGGCGGCGGAGGCGCAGCGGGAGCGGAGCCGGCUGCACUCGGGGGCUGGCGCUCUGCAAUGAGACAGUAGCUGCAUCCCCGCGUGUGCUGCUGCAGGGUAACAUCUGGACUGGAAUCGAGGCUCCUCUGGUGCUUGGAUGUCCCUAAAUUCCUGGAUCAUCUUGUUGAAGACCGUAUUGCUGCUAGAAGCUUCUCACACUCAGGAUCUUCUCAGUGAAACCGAUACUGCAUAAACUGAGAAUUUAGAUGCUCUGAGCGAAUCCCAUCAAGUCAUCUAUGAAAAUGGUGGCGCUCUCCUUAAAGAUCUGUGUCCGCCACUGCAAUGUGGUGAAGACCAUGCAGUUUGAGCCCUCUACGGCCGUCUACGAUGCCUGUCGAGUCAUUCGGGAGCGUGUGCCCGAGGCACAGACUGGACAAGCCUCUGACUACGGGCUGUUUCUCUCUGAUGAAGACCCCAGGAAAGGAAUUUGGCUAGAAGCAGGACGGACACUGGAUUACUACAUGCUGCGGAAUGGGGAUAUCUUGGAGUACAAGAAGAAACAGAGGCCUCAGAAAAUCCGCAUGCUGGAUGGCGCUGUGAAGACGGUGAUGGUGGACGACUCUAAGACAGUUGGAGAGCUCUUGGUCACCAUCUGCAGCCGGAUAGGAAUAACAAAUUAUGAAGAAUACUCUUUAAUCCAAGAAACCAUUGAAGAAAAGAAAGAGGAAGGGACAGGCACACUCAAAAAAGACAGGACGUUGUUACGAGAUGAGCGGAAGAUGGAGAAGCUGAAGGCCAAGCUCCACACGGAUGAUGACUUAAAUUGGCUAGAUCACAGCCGGACGUUCAGAGAGCAAGGCGUGGAUGAAAAUGAAACAUUGCUUCUUCGGCGGAAGUUCUUUUACUCUGAUCAGAAUGUGGAUUCCAGAGACCCGGUGCAGUUGAACUUGCUUUAUGUUCAGGCUCGGGAUGACAUCCUGAAUGGCUCUCACCCUGUCUCCUUCGAGAAGGCCUGUGAGUUUGGUGGAUUUCAAGCCCAGAUACAGUUUGGACCUCACGUGGAGCAUAAACACAAGCCUGGAUUCUUAGAUCUAAAGGAAUUCCUUCCAAAAGAAUACAUCAAGCAGAGAGGAGCCGAGAAGCGGAUAUUUCAGGAGCAUAAAAACUGCGGGGAGAUGAGUGAAAUAGAAGCCAAGGUCAAAUAUGUCAAACACGCCCGGUCCCUCCGGACCUACGGAGUGUCCUUUUUCCUGGUGAAGGAGAAAAUGAAGGGCAAGAACAAGCUGGUUCCCCGCCUCUUGGGCAUCACCAAGGAUUCCGUCAUGCGGGUGGAUGAGAAGACCAAGGAGGUGCUGCAGGAGUGGCCCCUCACCACAGUCAAGCGCUGGGCAGCUUCACCCAAGAGCUUCACACUGGAUUUUGGGGAGUACCAGGAAAGCUACUACUCAGUACAAACCACAGAGGGGGAGCAGAUUUCCCAGCUGAUUGCAGGAUACAUCGACAUCAUCCUCAAAAAGAAACAAAGCAAAGAUAGAUUUGGGCUGGAAGGGGAUGAGGAAUCAACCAUGUUAGAAGAGUCAGUUUCCCCAAAAAAGUCUACCAUCUUGCAGCAGCAGUUCAACCGGACUGGGAAAGCGGAGCAUGGCUCAGUGGCAUUGCCAGCUGUCAUGCGCUCUGGCUCUAGCGGGCCUGAGACUUUCAAUGUUGGUAGCAUGCCCUCGCCACAGCAGCAAGUCAUGGUUGGACAGAUGCACCGAGGACACAUGCCUCCGCUGACUUCGGCACAGCAAGCCCUUAUGGGGACCAUCAACACAAGCAUGCACGCUGUCCAGCAAGCUCAGGAUGACCUCAGCGAGCUCGACUCACUGCCACCUCUCGGACAAGAUAUGGCAUCUAGGGUAUGGGUUCAGAACAAAGUGGAUGAAUCCAAACAUGAAAUCCACUCUCAAGUCGAUGCUAUCACAGCUGGGACAGCUUCAGUUGUCAACCUCACGGCUGGUGACCCCGCUGACACUGACUACACGGCCGUGGGCUGUGCAAUCACGACAAUCUCGUCCAAUCUGACCGAAAUGUCCAAGGGCGUAAAGCUGCUGGCGGCCCUCAUGGACGAUGACGUGGGCAGUGGAGAAGACCUUCUCAGAGCGGCCAGGACCCUCGCCGGGGCCGUGUCUGAUUUGCUGAAGGCCGUGCAGCCUACUUCUGGAGAGCCUCGACAGACUGUUUUGACUGCUGCCGGGAGCAUCGGCCAAGCCAGUGGUGAUCUCCUAAGACAGAUCGGAGAGAACGAGACAGAUGAGCGAUUCCAAGAUGUUUUAAUGAGUCUGGCUAAAGCUGUUGCCAAUGCCGCUGCCAUGUUGGUACUCAAGGCGAAGAAUGUGGCCCAGGUGGCCGAAGACACUGUCCUACAGAACAGAGUGAUUGCUGCAGCCACCCAGUGUGCUCUCUCCACCUCCCAGCUUGUGGCAUGUGCCAAGGUCGUGAGCCCCACCAUCAGCUCUCCUGUGUGCCAGGAGCAGCUGAUCGAGGCUGGGAAGCUGGUGGACCGCUCUGUGGAAAACUGUGUCCGUGCCUGCCAGGCGGCCACUGGCGACAGUGAACUUCUGAAGCAGGUCAGCGCGGCAGCCAGCGUGGUCAGCCAGGCCCUGCACGACCUCCUGCAGCACGUGCGGCAAUUCGCCAGCCGUGGCGAGCCCAUUGGCCGCUAUGACCAGGCUACCGACACUAUCAUGUGUGUCACCGAGAGCAUCUUCAGUUCCAUGGGUGAUGCUGGUGAGAUGGUACGCCAAGCUCGGGUACUGGCCCAGGCCACGUCCGAUCUCGUUAAUGCCAUGAGGUCAGAUGCGGAGGCUGAGAUUGACAUGGAGAAUUCUAAGAAGCUCCUCGCAGCUGCGAAGCUCCUGGCUGACUCCACUGCCCGCAUGGUGGAAGCCGCAAAGGGGGCUGCAGCCAACCCAGAGAAUGAAGACCAGCAGCAAAGGCUGAGAGAAGCUGCCGAAGGCCUCCGAGUAGCAACCAAUGCCGCUGCACAGAAUGCUAUUAAGAAGAAGAUCGUCAACCGGCUGGAGGUUGCAGCCAAGCAGGCUGCAGCUGCUGCCACGCAGACCAUUGCAGCCUCCCAGAAUGCAGCUGUGUCCAACAAGAACCCCUCAGCCCAGCAGCAACUGGUCCAGAGCUGCAAGGCAGUGGCCGAUCACAUCCCUCAGCUCGUUCAGGGGGUGAGAGGGAGCCAAGCUCAAGCAGAAGACCUCAGCGCCCAGCUGGCCCUCAUCAUCUCCAGCCAGAACUUCCUGCAGCCUGGAAGCAAAAUGGUGUCCUCUGCCAAGGCAGCUGUCCCCACUGUGAGUGACCAGGCUGCAGCCAUGCAGCUGAGUCAGUGUGCAAAGAACCUGGCGACCAGCCUGGCCGAGCUGCGUACUGCCUCGCAGAAGGCCCAUGAAGCCUGUGGUCCCAUGGAAAUCGAUUCUGCACUCAACACAGUGCAGACUCUCAAGAGCGAGCUGCAGGAUGCCAAGAUGGCCGCUGCAGAAAGUCAACUGAAACCGCUUCCGGGAGAAACGCUAGAAAAGUGUGCUCAGGACCUGGGAAGCACCUCUAAGGGAGUGGGCUCCUCCAUGGCACAGCUCCUCACCUGCGCUGCUCAAGGCAACGAACACUACACAGGAGUGGCAGCUAGAGAAACCGCCCAAGCUCUGAAAACAUUGGCCCAGGCUGCCCGAGGAGUGGCUGCAUCCACAAAUGACCCCGAGGCUGCUCACGCCAUGUUAGAUUCUGCUCGGGAUGUGAUGGAGGGCUCUGCCAUGCUCAUCCAAGAAGCCAAGCAGGCCUUAAUUGCACCAGGCGAUACAGAAAGUCAGCAGAGGCUAGCCCAGGUGGCGAAAGCCGUGUCUCACUCCUUGAAUAAUUGCGUGAAUUGCCUCCCUGGCCAGAAGGAUGUGGAUGUGGCCUUGAAGAGCAUUGGGGAGUCCAGCAAGAAGCUGCUUGUAGAUUCGCUACCUCCAAGCACAAAGCCUUUCCAGGAAGCCCAGAGCGAGCUGAACCAGGCUGCUGCUGAUCUGAACCAGUCUGCUGGGGAAGUCGUCCACGCCACGCGGGGCCAGAGUGGAGAGCUGGCGGCUGCUUCUGGAAAGUUCAGUGAUGACUUUGAUGAGUUCCUGGAUGCUGGCAUUGAGAUGGCUGGCCAGGCGCAGACGAAAGAAGAUCAGAUGCAAGUGAUAGGGAACCUCAAGAACAUCUCUAUGGCAUCCAGCAAGCUGCUGUUAGCCGCCAAGUCUCUCUCGGUAGAUCCUGGAGCUCCCAAUGCAAAAAACCUCCUGGCUGCAGCUGCAAGAGCUGUGACAGAGAGCAUCAAUCAGCUCAUCAUGUUGUGUACCCAGCAGGCCCCUGGGCAGAAGGAGUGUGACAACGCCCUGCGGGAGCUUGAGACUGUCAAGGGGAUGCUGGAAAAUCCCAAUGAACCUGUGAGUGACCUCUCUUACUUCGACUGCAUUGAGAGUGUGAUGGAAAACUCCAAGGCACAGCACACCCACGAUGCCAUCACGGAGGCUGCACAGCUGAUGAAGGAAGCUGUGGAUGACAUUAUGGUGACACUGAAUGAAGCUGCCAGCGAGGUGGGGCUGGUGGGAGGCAUGGUGGAUGCCAUCGCAGAGGCCAUGAGCAAGCUGGAUGAAGGCACACCUCCAGAACCAAAGGGAACAUUCGUUGACUACCAAACGACCGUGGUUAAAUACUCCAAAGCGAUUGCUGUCACAGCUCAGGAAAUGAUGACUAAGUCGGUUACUAACCCGGAGGAGCUGGGAGGCCUGGCUUCACAAAUGACCAGUGACUAUGGGCACCUGGCUCUCCAGGGCCAGAUGGCAGCAGCCACCGCCGAACCAGAGGAGAUCGGAUUCCAGAUUCGCACACGUGUGCAGGACCUGGGUCAUGGCUGUAUCUUCCUGGUGCAGAAGGCAGGGGCCCUCCAGGUGUGCCCCACAGACAGCUAUACCAAGAGAGAGCUGAUCGAGUGUGCCCGUUCCGUCACUGAGAAGGUAUCCUUGGUGCUCUCGGCUCUCCAGGCUGGGAACAAGGGGACCCAAGCAUGCAUCACGGCUGCUACUGCUGUUUCUGGGAUCAUCGCCGACCUGGAUACCACCAUCAUGUUUGCAACAGCAGGGACACUGAAUGCAGAGAAUGGCGAGACCUUUGCAGAUCACAGGGAGAACAUUCUGAAGACAGCAAAGGCCUUGGUGGAAGACACUAAGCUGCUCGUGUCAGGGGCCGCAUCGACUCCAGACAAGCUGGCCCAGGCCGCUCAGUCCUCUGCAGCUACCAUCACCCAGCUUGCCGAGGUGGUCAAACUGGGGGCUGCCAGCCUGGGCUCCAAUGACCCUGAGACCCAGGUGGUGCUGAUAAAUGCCAUCAAAGACGUGGCCAAGGCUCUUUCUGAUCUCAUUGGUGCUACCAAGGGAGCUGCUAGCAAGCCAGCUGAUGACCCCUCCAUGUACCAGCUCAAAGGAGCUGCCAAGGUGAUGGUGACCAAUGUCACCUCUCUCCUUAAGACUGUGAAGGCAGUGGAAGAUGAAGCCACCCGGGGCACAAGGGCACUUGAGGCCACCAUCGAGUACAUAAAGCAAGAACUCACAGUGUUCCAGUCAAAAGACAUACCUGAGAAGACAUCAUCACCCGAAGAAUCAAUCAGAAUGACGAAAGGCAUCACCAUGGCAACAGCCAAAGCUGUGGCAGCUGGGAAUUCAUGUAGACAGGAAGACGUGAUUGCAACCGCCAAUCUGAGCAGGAAGGCCGUCUCAGAUAUGUUGACAGCUUGCAAGCAAGCAUCCUUCUACCCUGAUGUCAGCGAAGAGGUACGAACCAGAGCGUUGCGGUACGGCACUGAAUGUACUCUGGGCUACUUGGACCUUCUGGAACACGUCUUGGUGAUCCUUCAGAAGCCAACCCCAGAACUCAAACACCAGCUGGCUGCUUUCUCCAAGAGGGUGGCCGGUGCCGUGACGGAGCUCAUCCAGGCCGCGGAAGCCAUGAAAGGAACAGAGUGGGUGGAUCCAGAAGACCCAACCGUCAUUGCAGAAACAGAGCUGCUGGGAGCUGCAGCAUCCAUUGAAGCCGCAGCCAAGAAGUUAGAGCAGCUGAAGCCGAGAGCAAAACCAAAGCAAGCAGACGAGACCCUGGAUUUUGAAGAACAGAUCUUAGAAGCCGCUAAGUCCAUUGCUGCUGCCACAAGUGCCCUAGUCAAAUCAGCCUCAGCAGCCCAGAGGGAGCUGGUGGCCCAAGGCAAGGUGGGCUCCAUCCCUGCCAAUGCUGCUGACGAUGGACAGUGGUCACAGGGGCUGAUCUCUGCCGCCCGGAUGGUGGCAGCAGCAACCAGCAGUCUCUGUGAGGCGGCCAAUGCCUCUGUUCAGGGACAUGCCAGCGAGGAAAAGCUCAUCUCAUCUGCCAAGCAGGUUGCGGCUUCGACCGCUCAGCUGCUGGUGGCCUGCAAGGUGAAGGCCGACCAGGAUUCAGAGGCCAUGAAGCGGCUACAGGUAAUGGUCACUGAUGCUGGUGGGAAAAUACUCCUGUUGGAGCGGGCAGCAGGAAACGCUGUGAAAAGAGCCUCAGACAAUCUUGUCCGUGCAGCCCAGAAGGCAGCUUUCGGCAAAGCUGACGAUGAUGAUGUUGUCGUGAAAACAAAGUUUGUGGGAGGCAUUGCUCAGAUCAUCGCAGCCCAGGAAGAAAUGCUUAAGAAAGAGCGAGAGCUGGAGGAAGCCCGGAAGAAGCUGGCCCAGAUCCGCCAGCAGCAGUAUAAAUUCCUACCCACCGAGCUGAGGGAGGAUGAGGGCUAGUGCCUGCCCACGAUGGCGAGCCCCAGGAGGUGGUGCCACCCCCACCCCCCCAACAAGAACUGGACAGAGCAGUGCUCCCAAGAGCCGGGCACUUCCUGGAAACGCCUGGCCCUCCACCUGGAGUCUCUUUCUCACUCCUCGGUCCUGUGACCACCGACUGCAUGAUCAUGACCUCACGGUACAGUGUCCUACCACAGCCCCUCCAGCCCCCCUCGUGCCUCGCUUUAUCUCAGGAGAGAGGGGCGCGCAUUUCAUGGACUGUUACCAAAAAGAGAGAAGUCAGUAUUAUGUCGUUCUCAGACACCUUAGUCUUUGUCCUCCAAGGCUGCUCCAGGGCCUCUGUGACAUCGCCACACUAGGGAAAGAACAACAGUGAUGGCCCACAGGACUCGUCAGUAUCGCGGACACAGAUAUUCUCUCGCUAGAGAGAAGACAGAAGCUGGAGUCAGACACUGUUAGGAAAGCCAGAAACGCUCCCAGGUGGACUCUGGGUCUGGCGUCACAGAGGUCCUUGUAAGUUUGGAGCACUGAUUUGCCCACGGGGGUGAAGAACCCCUGCCCCGUUUGCACGCUUUUCUUGCCUCAGUGUGUAAGCUACUUGUACAAUCUACACCCAUCUUGUAUUCUUGUGACCCAGAAAAAAAUGGAAGUUAUUUUAUUUUUUUUUCUCUCUCCGUAACCCAAAGGGCAGAGUUGUGGAAAGUGGUCAGGGUUUAGAUGGGCAGGGGCCCGAAUAAAAUCCUGGGCUCCUUACUCUGCAAGGCUGUUUUGGUUCAUGCAAAUGAACACACACAAACUGUGUCCCUGUUGGGUCUCAGCGCAGCGCCCCCUGGAGGAAAAAUCAAGAGGGAUUUAGUUGGGAAUGAGGAGCCUCUCACCUUCAAGCCCCAUUAUCAGCUCCUGUGCUCUUAGGAGGGUCCAAGUUCAAGGUGGAAGGCUGUCUGUUUAGAACUUUCUCUGCUCUUCCAUCCCAAAGAGGGUAUUCCCCGCCCCCCUUAUCUUACUACAGCAUAGAUCCCUGAGUUUACAUUUGAUCUGAGCUCCUACCUAAGAUGAUGGGUGAUGGAUAAAUGGCCGAUGGCCAAGGGUCUAAUACCAAGCAAGCCCCGGCAGAUUUCAAUGAAUUCAUGAAGGGAAAACCAGAGUUAGUAGGGCCAUGCUGGGGCUGUAGCUCGGCUGGUAGUGUUGGCCUGGCUAGCUGGCACAAAGCGGGUUCCAUCGCUGGCAUCACCUAAACUCGGUGUGGUGGCACAUGUCUACAACCCCAGCACUGGGGAGAUGAAGGCAGGAGAAUCAGAAGUUCAAGAUUAUCCUUAGCUACACAGUAAGUUAGAGACCACCUUGGCCACGUGAGACCCUGUCUCCCAAAGGGGCAAAAAAGGUAAUAGCGGCAUAUUGUUUUCAAAACUGAUGGCUGCUGAAGGCAGGCGCUCCCGUCCCUUAAUGAUCUGAUGCCAGUACCACGGUGUAUGUUACACUCAGCACCUAGAUCCAGAUUUCUACCAAAGAAGAAAUAUUGGUAGACUGGUGGGGAAAAAAAAAGAGUUGUCCUUCAACCUGGCCAGGAGAGUCUUCUCCAGCGGUUUACCCCUGUGCCGCAGUUUUAAAAUAUAAUUAAAUUCAGAAGCUUCCCAGAUUAUAGGGACUUAUGAGUGCCCCCCCCAUGGGAAUUCUUUUCAGACAGGUAGAAGGAUAUACAGAGUGGGGUGUGGGUGGAGAGCUAAUGGUGAGCGCAUAUGGAGGGAAAGAGGGUGUGCAGACUUCAGAUCCAGUAGAGGAGGAUGCUGGGGAGCCCUGGGUGCUCAUGGGAAAGCAGAUGGUCUUGCUCACUGUCUUUCAGUCGAACUCUUCAUGUCUCUGCUGGGGGCUUUCCAAAGCUAUUAAAUCAGACCCAAAAGUUCACGAUCAGGAUGUGAUAAUGACCUCAUGCAGCAGGACAGGAGGCCCUCCUGCAGCCAGCUCACCCUCCUUCCUGUAGGGUAUGCUUCUAGGCAGAGUUCUCUGUCCUUGCCCGGGGGUUGUUAAAAACCUUCACAGAAGUGAAUACUGGAGGAAAAUCUCUAACAAAUGAAAAGCAGAGGGCUGUCCUUUCUGGCUGGGAGGAGUGUUUCAGGAGAACAGGAGUCUGCCCUCCUGUCUGGACCUGUGUGCCGCUAGGAACUUGGCGGGGAGGUGGUUCCUAGGCAUCACCUGCCGUGGUCCUGUCUCACCUGUCCCUUGCUUGUCCAUGCUGCGUCCAUGUUUGUGAAAGUCCUUGUGGCUGGCUGGGUCUCUCCUCGUUUCAUAAAAUGGACGAAAUACUGGACUAUGGCCAUUACUUGAUAAAUGCUGCUGGUGGUGUCUCAGGCACCGAGGGGACUUUUGGCUCCUAAGGCAGAAAGAAUACAGAUGCAGUGAGUUGCAUUUUGGAGUAGUUUCAAAGAAAAGUGGCCCAAGGCCCGGAGUGUAAACCGUAUCCCUCUGUGAGGGAACGGGGCUAGGUAUGCAGAUGAGUACUCUCCCACCUCUAUCCGCAGAGAGAAGCUGCUGUUGGGUUUGGAAUUCUUAGGCUGAUCUAUCUGUCCAGAAUUUCCAUUUUUGAUGAUCAAAAGAGGGAUGUGUCCAGUGACUGGGGAAUUCCAUCUAGCUUGCUUCUUUGGAUCGGGAUGCAAAAGACAUGUUUGUUCAGACAGCCCUGGGUAGCACUUCCACUGGGCAGUUGGGGGUAGUCUUGGAAGUCAUUAUAAACAGAUACUUAAGACCUAGCCAGUCUGCCAGUUGUCGCUGUGGUUUUCAGAGGCAGCUGCCCAGGCUCCCAUCUGUGCACAGCCUUUCAUAGCUAAGCCACUGCCAGAUCUGCUGGCGUAUAUGCUUAAUCCAGAAAAGCCCCCAAGUUGCUCACCAGAGUCAUCUGCUUGUCUUCUGCAUACUCUGCCAGCUGGGGAGAGUGCAGGCAACCGAAGCCAACCCCUCAUUUGUUGAAAACCAGGUGUGGUGGCAUACAUUUGACAGGAGGAUCACAAGUUUAAGGCCAGCCUGGGCUGGGUAGCAAGCUCCUGUCUCAGAAAACCAAAGGCUGGUGGGUGUAACUUAGGGUUAGAAUGGUUGGUUAGUAAACGCAAGGCCCUGGGUUCAUUCCCGACAGCACACAUGCAAAGUAUAGCCAAAAUAUACCACUACCUAAAAGGAUGUAUCUCUCCCCAACACCACCUAAGUGACUCCAGAACCAAAACCUCAUGAAGGAACCAGGGUGGAGGUGGUAAAACCAGCUCUCAGCUCCCCUUCUUUCCUCUCUGGCAAGUGGUCCCCCAAAUCUCCCUGAGCUCUGCAAUUGCGGGCUGUGGCAGCCCCUCUAGGAUGUUUGGCUUAAGACCCUAGCACAGAUUGCCCAUGGGCUCUGCUCUGACCCCUAGAGGAAAUAAGCACUCUGCGACCGAGGGGACAGAUGCUUCUAAGAGAUUUAGCAAAUGCAAGGAAUCCAAAGGAAAAGUUCACUUUCAGGCUGAGAGGCAAUGGUCCCCAGAGUCCUGAAAGCCAGGGGUCUUGAUGGCACAGGUCUUACCUCUCCACCGAGUCCCUCCCAGAGGGUCAUCAGCUAGGGAGGGCACCCCGUGCAAACCCCCAACACCACUGCUCCACUGCUCUGAGUUUGUGCCUGGUGUGUUGAGGUUAUGGUCAUUGGGAAUGAGCGUGAAGACGGACCUUCUGUUCGUCUGCAAAUACCGUGAAGAGCUGAUACUUUUCUGUGAAGUGGGCUAGCUUUUAUCUGGUCUCCCUGGAACCCAGCUCCCAGCCUAACAGGAAGCAACAACAUGCAAACCCCUCUACAGCCGCGCCCACUAGAAGACAAGAAAGAGAAGCUCUGCCCUUGUCAUAAUGUUUAAUCGCAUAAAUUAAUUUAUCUAAUCACAUAAAUUAUUUUUUUUAUUCAUCAGAAAUAAACUUUUAAAGGAAU
Molecule: messenger RNA, 10740 nt
Organism: Microtus ochrogaster (prairie vole)
Lineage: Eukaryota; Metazoa; Chordata; Mammalia; Rodentia; Cricetidae
Gene: Tln2
Product: talin 2
Exons: 51
Coding region: 285-6806 (2173 amino acids)
Biological process (GO): cell-cell adhesion; actin cytoskeleton organization
Cellular component (GO): cytoskeleton; ruffle; cytoplasm
Molecular function (GO): structural constituent of cytoskeleton; integrin binding; actin filament binding
Source: RefSeq, a predicted model, not a curated record